ACAGGAUGACGUAUUUCCGGGUCAAACUUGCUUCGAACUUUAUAAAUAGAAUCCUGGUGCAGUGGUGCGUUCAUGUCGGAUAUUACCUGAUGUACUGUCAGUACUAACAAUUUUAAUUAACCGAAUCUAAGCUAACGCUAGCUACAUUCAGACAUGGCUGGUUUACCACCCGGAGACCCACAGCUGGUCUCAAUGAUCGUCAGUCAUUUAAAAACACAGGGUCUCUUCGACCAGUUCAGGAGGGACUGCCUGGCGGACGUUGAUACAAAGCCAGCUUACUUGAACCUGAAACAAAGAGUGGACAACUUUGUCUCUAAUCACCUUUCUAACCACACAUGGAGCCCUCAUUUGAACAAGAACCAGCUGAGAAACAACAUCAGACAACUCGUGCUGCAAUCUGGGAUGCUGGAGCAGGGAGUGGACAGGAUCGUGGCCCAGGUGGUGGAUCCCAAAAUCAACCAUAUCUUCAGGCCGCAGGUGGAGAGGGUGGUCCGUGAAUUUCUUUCACCUGGCAGCUGCUCUGAGGAGCCACCGGCCCCACUGCCUUUAACAGAGACCAAACCAGACAGCAGCAUUCCUGAGCAAGCCUCGUCAGCUGCUCCAGCUACCACGUCAGCCAGCGACGCCAUGUCCAUCCUGGACACCAUAACCUCUCUCAACCAGGAGGCUAGCGUCAGGGCCAGCUCAGGCACAGAUAAAGGACGUAAAGGCCAAGCUUCCGAUGAGCCCAUGCAGCUGGUGGAGGACGGCGAGCAGGACAUGAGUGUUGUUGAUGAAGGAGACAGCCACCAUGACGGGAAGACACUGGAAGAGGCAGAGGAGCUGGCAUCAGAGUUCCAGGCGUUUGAAGUAAAGACAGAGGACACUCAGGAACAGAUGGAGCUGGGAAAAGAGGGGUUAAUAGAGGAGGUGAAGAUGGAAGAGGAGGAGUCAGGAGCUCAGGAGCAGACAGAGGAGCUAAAAGAUAAAGCUGCCAGCAAAACAGCUGGAAAACCCACAGAGGAGAAGCAGGAUGAUGAUCUGCUGAAAACUUCAAGUCAGGCCAAGCAGAAAGCCAGAGAGAGGAUAAAGGAAGAAUACUUUUUGGAGGACUCCGACCUGGACGGCCUGAGCGACAUCACAGUGAGCUCUGUCCACACCAGCGACCUGUCGUCGUUCGAGGGAGAAAGUGAAGAUGAGCAGCUGCUGUCUGAUUCCUCUGAGGAGGGGGAGCUUCCACCAGAUGAUCAAGAUGAGAUAGCAGAAAAGAAACAAGCAAGUGGCGACGCAGGAGAAGAAGAACGUAAACCUCGCCGCAAGGCCUACGUUCACAAGCCCUUCCUCUACUCCCGUUACUAUAGCGACUCAGAUGAUGAAAUCACGGUGGAAGAACGUCGGAGAUCUGCGGCAAAGGACAAAGAGGAAAGGCUGCUCAAUAGACAGCAGAACAGAGAGCGAAUGGAAGAGAAGCGCAAACAGAAAGCAGCACAGGCUGAAGAACAAGAUCACAAAAAACAAAAGAGUGGAGACUCUGCUGGGCUGGAAGGCCCCAGAGCCAAAGAGGCUCGCAAAGAACGGAAAGUUCUGGAGAAGAAAAUGGCUCUCAACAGGAAGAGGAAGCUAGACUCAAGGAAAGACGGAGAUGUUUCGAACAAAAAGAAAGGAGAUACAGAAGUCUCCAAGAAAGCGGAAGUGAAAUCUACAGCCUCAAAGACUUCACAACCGAAACUGAUAAGAAAUCUGUCAGAAUUGGCAUCGUCUGAUGAGAGGAGGAUCAGCGGCAGCGUCUCAGAAGAUUCCAGUGAAGCCAAAAAGCUAUCUGACAAAGGCCGGACACACUCCUUCAUCCUGGAGUUGGAGCAAGGUUCCCAAGAGGCUCUCAAACAACGCUCAGUUGGGAAAUUUGAUAGGUCGUCCCGUAAAGAAUUUCACUCGAAAGAACGCAAAGAGAAGGAACGCAGCUUGUCAGAUGAGCGUGCCAGGCUCAAACAAAAGGAGAAAAAAUCUGAACAUCAGACAGAUGAAUCUCAGCAGAAGGAAGGUGCUGCUGUUAAAGUGUCCUCUGAAGAGAAAGGUGAGAAGAAGCCGAAGAUUAAAAGUGAGAAGAAAAUUGCAGGAACCACAAGAGAAGGAAAGUUGUCUGUGUCAGAAGGUGUGGCAGACGAGGGUCCUAAAGAUGCUACUGUCAAGAAGGCGAAAGCCCCAUCUAUGGAAAUGGUCAAAGCAGAGAAGGACAAGGAGAAAGAGAAGGACAAAAUUAGGGAAAAGGAGAAAGAUAAGGAUAAGAGCAAAGAAAAGGAAAAGGCCAAAGGAGAGAAAACUUCAGCUAAAAGUGAUUUCAAGCAGCUGCUCCGCCCUGAUUCUGCCGGCUCUUCUGAGGAUCGGUCUGACAUGGAGCCCGGGUCCGACAGCAGCAAGAAGAAAGAUAAACACUCCAAGGAAGUCCUGAAAAGGUCAAGGAGCCACACUGAGGACAGGCCAGGGGACAAACCCAAAUCUAAAACUGAUAGUAAAGACAAUGAGAAGGAAAAGACUAAAACAGAUCAAGACAGCCAAAAAUCAAACAAGUCCAGCCCUGAAAUUGACAAAGAUCCCAAAAGGGUCAAGCCAACAGAAAAGGGAAGAAUCGUGGAAAAAUCUAAAUCAAAAUCCAAAGAGGAAACAAAGACUCUAUUGUUAUCAAAGGCAGAUAAUAAAGUUCAGAGUACAGGAGGUGCACCCGUCAGCAAACCUGAGACAUCAAAGGAAAAGAAAAAAGAGGGAAAUGCAAAGGAACAGCGGAAAGUCUCAGAUGAACCUAUCCAUGAGAAAUCAGAAAUUAAGAGUGCAAAGAAAAAACUGGAGAAGAAGGAUAAAGUCCCAGAAAAGACAGAUGAGAGCCAAGAAGAGAAGAAAGCACCCAGAGAAGACAAAUUGGAAAUGUCUGAUAAAUCUUCGAAGUCUUCAGUUUCCUCACUGAAUCUUGACGCAGAGGAGCAGCCGAAGAAACGGUCUCUUCUCCAAGACACGAGCACAGACUCUGAUCCCGUCACCACCACUGUCACCACCUCCUUCUCAGACGACACCUGCGAUGCUUUAAGCGACAUCACCCCUGAGCCACCCGAAGGUGAAACAGAGUCACGCCUCAGUGAGAUGCCAGCUGUGCCGGCUGAGGCUGACGCUCUGCUGACUCUCAUGGACGUUUGUACCUCAGCAGAGGCGAGACUUCCUCCUGAGAGCAGUCGAGAGGAUGUGACACCUGAGAUGACUCUUCAGGACGCUGACAUGAAGAUGAAAGAAGCAGCUCUGACUCUGCUCUCCAUGGAUCCUGACAGUACAGUGUCCUCCACCUUAAUUUGCCAAGAUACCAGGGAAGAGCCAGAGGUGAAUCAGACGGUGGAAACCACUGCAGCUGAACAAGAAGAGCAGCAUGCUCCUGUAGAUGUGCAGACAGCUGCUGAAAAUGAGUUUACAGCCACUGAGCUGUCACCAGUUGCAUCUCAACAAACUGUUGAGCUUGUUGAUGAAAAACCAAAUGCUGCAGAUGUGUCUGGAAAUUCAGAGGCAGAAAUGCAUGUGGCAAAGGUUGAAAUGUCUGAGUCUCUUGCUCCACAGGAGAAUGACACUACCUCAAAUGAAGGUCAGACCCAUUUAAAUGAGGAUGAAGCCAAAAGUGCAGAAAUUGCUCCUGAAAGACAGCCAGAUGAAAAAAUGGUAGCAGCUGGCAAAGACGCUGCUGAUGCUGUUGUGACUGAAACAGAAGAGGUCAGAGGAACCACAGAGGGAAGCACAGUUCCAGUUUCUGAUACCACUGAACAAGUCUCAGAAACUUCCAUUAAACAAGAGCAAACUGAGCCAGAUGUUGCCGACACAAAGACAAGCCCCAAGGCAGAGGAAGUGGUAGCUGACGACAACCAGCCCAAGAUGGACAUAGAUAACAGUGAAGCUGAGAGUAAGGCAGUGGAGGAAGAAACUGUUGCAACAGAGAAGAGUGAUCCACAAACUAUGGAAUACAAAGUCUUGGAGAAGACUGAGGAGAUCAGAGAAAGCGGACCUGAGAGUCCGUCCAAACUGGUCAAACAAAUCAGUAAUGUCUCCAGCACAGACAGCCAGGAAGACGAGAAGGGAUCAGAACUGUCAGAAAAGGAAGAGAAGACGGAGGGAAGAGGAAGACGUAAACAAAAGCUGUCCAGUCAGAAAGUUGAAGCAGUCAAAAAAUCUGGUGAUGAGAGGGAUGAAAAGGAAAGUAAAGAGCAACCGUCUGCUGAGGAAACGGAUCAGGAGAAGGUUGUUGAAGUCAAAACACCACGCAGGGGUCGAUCAUCAAAAUCUACUGAGGAGGCAGAGCAGGACCAACGUAAAGAACCUGAGAAACUGGAGGAGACUCCGAGCCGCGGGGAAAGAUGUUCAGGAGCUAAAGAAGCCACUGCUGAUGAUCAGAAGAAGGAUGAGAAUGAAGACGAAGAGAGGACCGAUAAAACUUCAUCAGGAAAACCAGCUGAGAGUGAAGAGAGAACUGAAGAGAAAAGUGGACCAAAGAGAAUUGGACGGCGAGGAAGUCAAGUCAGUCUGCCGUCUCCUGUCCCAGAAGACACUGAAGCUGCAGGAAGCUCCGACGCUAGAGAGACCACUGACACGCGUAAACCAGCAGUGAAAAGGAAGAGGUCAGAAGAAAUGGAGGAAUCUGUGGAGGAAACUCAGGUUGAAGAGGAGGUAAAGAAGGACAACAGUCAACAGGAACAAAGAGAGCCACAACCUGAAACAGACAGUGGUUGUUCCCCUUCAGUGAGCCAGGCAGAGGGUCAAGAGGAGGUCAAAGAGGAGGUCUGCAGCGAGAAGAAACCAGACGAUGUGGAGGAGGAGCAACCCCAAGAGGACCAAGAGACGACUCCAAAGAGACCCGGUCGGAGGGGACGGCCGUCGAAGGCAGCGGCAGCCACAGAGGACACAGAUAAAAAGGACAAAAAGGCAGAAGAAAGUGAGCAGAAUGAUGAAGAGGAGGAGGAGGAUGGUGAGAAAGACGAGGAAGAAAAAGGAACUGCAACCAGAGCGACCACACGGUCAGCAUCUCGCCUGGAGGCUGAGAGAAACAAGCCAAGUAAACCAUCCACCCGGGCAAGUCGACAGAACGGUAAAGAGGAGACCGCAGCUGGCACAUGCGGGACGAGGGGCCAGGCAGCGGCAGCGAAGGGGGGCCGUAAGCGGGAGGCCAGCCCCCCUGCGGUGCGAACGCGGGGAGGACAGAAAUCAGGGGAGCCCCCUUCCAAGAGAGCCAAACGCUAAAACCUCUGACAGCAGUGGACUGGUUUGCCCCAGCAGGGUUUUCUCUGCAUUCCAUAUCCAAGUCAGUGUUGUUGUCGGGGGUCAGAGAGCCUCUUCAGUCGGUUAGCACGUAAAGCUGUUUCUGCUUCAUUGACUGUAGAUAUUAAAAAGCUCUGGAUAGUAUUAUACACUCUCCUCUGAUAGUUGAGUGUAAACCUGAGGAUCUGUGUUGGAAUCCCCCCAGAAUACCUUCUACUGCACUACGCCCAUAUGGUUUGGAUCAGACUUCAUCAUUCCUCCGUUUAUUCAGUAAUGCCCAGUGAACCAGUGAGUAUUUAAGGCCAAUCAACGGCCUAAUGUGCAGCAGAGUUGUGCUUUGAGAUCAAGAGGCUGAAUUGAAGUUAGCUGUCAGUCACAGUCAGUGUUUCACCUCCACAGACAUCACUGUUACACAUCCAAAUGUUAUCUGGUUAUUUUUAAAUCCAAACACUUGUACAUAGAAAUCACUGUGAAGCGUCUAGCCUGCAUUGUGAAUUUUAUUAUUCGAUAUUCAUUCUGUGAAUGAAAGGAGGAGUUUUCGUUUUUAUACUUAAUAUUCAGAGGCUAAGGGAAGUUUUUUUUUUUUUUGUAUUUCUCGGUUGAAAUAACAGCAGUAUUAGUCACAGACAGGAAAGACACAACAGUACAUGAACAGUAUAUACAGUCUAUAAACUGAAACGUCUUCAUAACAACACCCUCUGCAGACAAAGACUGUUACUGUCUAAAUGGAGGUAAUCAAGUUAUUUGUAUUGUUUAAGAGUUAACUGUAUAUCAAAAUAACAUUGUUGGAUAUCUUACCUACCUGUCAAUGUAAAGACAUUUGUUUCAUAAAUGUAAAAAUACUGAA
Molecule: messenger RNA, 6106 nt
Organism: Siniperca chuatsi (mandarin fish)
Lineage: Eukaryota; Metazoa; Chordata; Actinopteri; Centrarchiformes; Sinipercidae
Gene: bod1l1
Product: biorientation of chromosomes in cell division 1-like 1
Exons: 30
Coding region: 154-5241 (1695 amino acids)
Source: RefSeq, a predicted model, not a curated record